GCUGAACUUAUGCGGUACUUCGGCUACAAUGUCGAAGUUCACAAUGUUACCACGUCUGACGGCUACAUCUUGGAAGUGGACAGAAUGCAUUCUAACUCGACGGGUAACGCCACUAGAUCCCGUGCACCGCUGCUGCUUGUUCAUGGACUGCUCACAAACGCCGCCACAUGGACAGCGAACCUACCCUCCCAAAGUCCAGGAUUCCUCUUAGCAGAUGCUGGAUUUGAUGUAUGGCUCGUAAACACCAGGGGUGUGCCACAGUCUAAUCGCCAUGUAAAUCUAACCACGAACGACAAACGGUUCUGGAACUGGAGGCAAGUGAACAUUCUCGUCGGCUAUGCUCCAGUGGCAAACAUCACGCACUUCACAUCUCCGAUGAGGUGGCUCGUUCCUUUCUCCAAGCUAGUCAAGGCGGUGAACGACUUCUUCACGCAAGGUGGAUUCUUGGUCUCGAAUGCAGUGCGACAAAAGAAGGUUGCCUGGAUGUGCGGUCACCGUUUUUUCCGCAACCUCUGCUACAAGCCACUGGCCUUCCUGUAUGGAAAGAAUCCGAAACAGUACAACAGCACGAAGGUGCCCGUCUACGUGACCAACUUACCUGUAGGCUCCUCCAGCAAAAACGUGCUUCACUAUGCCCAG
This is a messenger RNA of Rhipicephalus microplus (southern cattle tick), 639 nucleotides long. Its product is annotated as lysosomal acid lipase/cholesteryl ester hydrolase-like. Lineage: Eukaryota; Metazoa; Arthropoda; Arachnida; Ixodida; Ixodidae. Gene Ontology annotation, biological process: lipid metabolic process. The record is from RefSeq and is a predicted model, not a curated record.